Messenger RNA from Notothenia coriiceps (black rockcod), 1557 nucleotides. Its product is annotated as histone-lysine N-methyltransferase, H3 lysine-79 specific-like. The coding region runs from base 397 to 1518 and encodes 373 amino acids. NCBI's taxonomy places the organism in Eukaryota, Metazoa, Chordata, Actinopteri, Perciformes, Nototheniidae. The record is from RefSeq and is a predicted model, not a curated record. The transcript is spliced from 9 exons.
UGUACGGUGUGUUUGUCAUGCGUAUCGCAGCAGGACUCCUGCGGUGAGGACGAGCGUCCUCGCUUGGUGACCGUGGUCAAGCCCCCUGCCAAACCCCGAAGAGCCCGACUCCUGCCCAAAGUUCGCAAGUUGAACAACAAGAAACGUGGUCGACCCAAGAAGGCCGUCCCGGCUGUGGAGAAGAAAAACAAAAAGAACCAGAGUGCGCUGGAUCUGCUGCACGCCAAGACCCUCUCUGCAGCCCCCCCUCAGGAUGCUUACCGGCCCCCUCAGAGUCCGUUCUACCAGCUACCUCCCAAGGUCCAGCACUAUCCCUCCUCUCAGCUGAUCCUGAGCCCCACUCCUCCCGGGCUGCAGCACCUGCUAGAUAACAUCAAAGUACAAUACCUCCAGUUUAUGACCCACAUGAAGACUCCUCAGUACCGCUCCAACCUGCAGGAGCUUUUAGAAGAGGAGAAGCAAAAGCACAGGGACCUGUCAGGGCAGGCGGAGCAGCUCCACUCUGUUUGUCAGACUCACAAGGACAAGAUCAAAGGUCUCUUUCAGACCAAACUAGACGAGCUGGGGGUGAAAGCCCUGACUGUGGAGGACCUGCUGCAAGCCCAGAAGGAGAUCUCAGCCCACAACCGUCAGCUGAAAGAGCAGACUAAGCAGCUGGAGAGAGACAUGGCCUUACUGAGAGACCAUAGCCUGCUUCUGCUGAAGUCUCGAUGUGAGGAGCUGAAGCUGGACUGGGGCUCUUUGUGUCUGGAGAAUUUGUUGAAGGAGAAGCAGGUGCUACGCAGACAAAUCUCUGAAAAGCAGAGACACUGCUUGGAGCUGCAGAUCAGCAUAGUGGAGCUGGAGAAAACUCAAAGGCAGCAGGAGUUGCUUCAGCUCAAAUCCUACAGCCCCUGUCACGGCUCCCCAUACAGAAAGAACAUGGAUUCCCGCUCUUCCAUGGACAUGGACCCCUCUAAGCACGGCCUGUGCUCGAUCCCGGCUUUUAACGGCAUCAGCAUGGAGAUCAACGGCACCAGCUUGCCCUGUUUUGACCGGACCAACACCAAGGGGGAACUUCUGUCUCGCUAUCUGCCCAUCUCUCCGUACCAUGAGAUGGCACCCGCCAUCUCUGAUGCCCGGCAGAGGCAGCUGAGUUCCUCCUACGCUCUUCCUGAUUACACACGCUUCUCCCCCGCCAAGAUUGCCUUGCGGAGGCACCUUAACCAGGACCCCAACGCUCACUUGAGAGGUCCAGGACUGAACAUGCACAGGGAAUUGGGAGGUGUUUACUCGCCGCUGGGAGCCAAACUGAACUGUCCUUCUCCCAAUGCUUGUGAUGCCCAGAAUAAAGGCUUCGAGAGGAGCAAAGAGAGGAGCCCAUCUGUUCAGGGUGACAGCGGCAUUAAAAGCCUUCCAAUCAGUAUUCCUCUGAGCACGGUCCACCCGAGUAAACUACCGGUCAGCAUUCCUCUGGCCAGCGUGGUGCUGCCCAGUCGAGUUGAAAGACUGGUGAGUACAUCCAGUGUUGAAGUAUAAUAGGUACUGCUAUUGUGCCUUUUUAUAUUACGGCCCCUA